AUGACAGAAGUUGCUGUAGUAGAAGAAAAAGUAUGUCAUUUUCAAUGUUUUUGUUCAAAAUUUAAAAACAAAUUUUCAGUAACUAUUUUAAUCAAACUUUUCAGUCAAUCGAACGACCUUUGAAAUCGAAGCAUCCUCUACAACACAAAUGGGCUUUCUGGUUCUUAAAAGGAGACAGAUCCAGAGAUUGGGAGGACUGUCUAAAACAAGUUGUUGUUCUGGAGACUGUGGAAGAUUUUUGGGGGUAAGUUAAUUGUUUUUUAAAUUAUUAUUGUCUUUAGCUUCUAUCUUCGAAUUAUUCCUGCAUCUGAUCUGACAUUUGGAAGUGAUUAUUACCUAUUCAAAGAAGGAAUUAAGCCAAUGUGGGAAGACCCCCAGAACGUGAAAGGUGGAAGAUGGCUGGUUAUUAUUCACAAAGCUCAAAGAGCCACCAAAUUAGAUGAGUUGUGGUUGGAGAUCAUGAUGGCGAUUAUUGGAGAGCAAUUCGAAGGACAUGGAGACUUCAUUUGUGGAGCUGCUGUUAAUGUACGACAAAAGGGAGAUAAGGUAGGAAUUUGUUUUCUUUACUUUUGUUUUUAUUGAAAACAUUGAAGCUUUUUGUAUAGUUUAAACUAACCAACAGCGUGGUUAGGCAAUAUUAUUGUUAAACUUUUAGAUUGCUUUAUGGACAUCAGACGCUUCUCUUGACGAUGUGAACAGGCGAAUUGGAAUGAUUCUCAAGAACAAACUGGGCCUUGAUGAUAACAUCAGAUACGAAGUUCACAAGGAUGCUUCUGCCAGAACCGGAUCUGUGGUACGACCAAAGAUUGUCAUUGCUAAAGACAACAAAGAAGUGCCAAACAAGAAGUUUGAAAGCACGUCGCCGGCUUAA
Bursaphelenchus okinawaensis is the source of this 871-nucleotide messenger RNA. The record is from the annotation of a GenBank genome assembly. NCBI's taxonomy places the organism in Eukaryota, Metazoa, Nematoda, Chromadorea, Rhabditida, Aphelenchoididae.